GCAAGUCCCACCUGGCCAUCGUGCAGCGGGUGAACAACGAAGGGGAAGGAGACCCGUUCUACGAGGUGAUGGGCAUUGUCACCCUGGAGGAUGUCAUUGAGGAAAUCAUCAAGUCCGAGAUCCUGGAUGAGACGGAUCUGUACACGGACAAUCGGAAGAAGGAGCGGGUACCCCACCGGGGACGCAAGCCCCAGGACUUCUCCGUCUUCAGGCUCUCUGACAGCGAGAUGAAGGUGAAGAUCUCCCCACAGCUUCUCCUGGCUACACAUCGGUUCAUGGCAACAGAAGUGGAGCCUUUCAAGUCCCCCUACCUCUCCGAGAAGAUCCUGCUGCGGCUCCUGAAACACCCCAAUGUCAUCCAGGAGCUCAAGUAUGACCGAAAGAACAAGAAGGCGGCAGAGCAUUACCUCUACCAGCGCAACCGCCCUGUCGACUACUUCAUCCUCAUCCUGCAGGGGAAAGUGGAGGUGGAGGUUGGCAAGGAAGGACUGCGGUUUGAGAACGGGGCAUUCACUUACUAUGGCAUCCCUGCCAUCAUGGCUGUCGUCUCCUCCGAUAACGACGUGCGGAAAGUGGGCAGCCUGGCUGGAUCGUCCUUCCUAUUGAACAGGUCACCAUCGCGGUGCAGCGGGCUCAACCGCUCUGAGUCCCCCAACCGGGAGCACAACGACUACGGGGGCAGCACCACACAGCUCCACAGCAGCAGCAACAACAUCUACACACCCGACUACUCCGUGCACAUUCUCUGCGACGUGCAGUUUGUUAAGGUCACCCGGCAGCAGUACCACAACGCGCUGGUGGCCAGCCGCAUGGACAGCUCGCCCCAGUCCCCUGACAUGGAGGCCUUUGACAGGGAUUCAACCAAGGCCUCGACGGCACGGGGAACCCCACAGACACCCAAGGAAGAUGCCACCACCCUCCUGAAUGAGAGGAACAGCAUCACAUGCAGCCGCUCCGAGGGGCUGCGCAGUCCCAGCGAGUCGGUGUUCCUGCGCAUGGAGAGCAUCCCCUUCAUCCAGGAGGAGCUGGCUGACAAUGAGGAGAACAGCAAGCGGCAGAGUGAUGAGUGCUGCGGCACCGUCCUGGAGGCAGAGUCCCCGGACAGAGAGGCUGGGGCCAGCUCAUCGCCAAGCAGCUCUGAGGAGACGCUGGGCAGGAGACUGCUGAGAUCCCUCAGUGGGCGCAAGCAGCGGCUGUCGCCGGAGGGGGAGAAGACGCCAGAAGAGAACUCCAAUCUCGGCCCAUUAAUCACCUGA
Messenger RNA from Pelecanus crispus (Dalmatian pelican), 1256 nucleotides. NCBI's taxonomy places the organism in Eukaryota, Metazoa, Chordata, Aves, Pelecaniformes, Pelecanidae. The record is from RefSeq and is a predicted model, not a curated record.